CUAACAAUUUAUUAUCAGAAUCAAAUUUGCCUUAAUUUUGGAAUAAUUUUUGAGGACAUCGGUUUAACUAUCAAUGGAAAGCCGUUGUAACGUCAUGUGUAGUGCUUGCUAGCAGUGCGUGCUAUCGUUGUUAGCAUAACUUCUAGGUUCAGUUAACUACCAAACUUCCCCUUUUAUUACAACGACAUACAAUUCGCUUAUUCGCACUGGUGUGAAGGACACAACACCUGCAAAUGUCAGAAUUCCCAUGCAAGUCCGUUCCCUCUACAAAUGAAACUCCCAUCAAGGAACUGAAAGACAGUCGUGAUUUGCUCAAUGGAGUGAAAAGAGCAGUGGUGGUCCUGACCCGGCUCCCAGAAUAUAAGAUCAACGCUUUGCGACCACCAACGCCGCAGCAGUUCUACAGUGAAGAUGACUCGCUCAGCAGCUCAGACUCAGAUAUGCAGUGGGAGCCAGAAGAUGAUUCUAGUGGUUCUGAAAACUCUGUUUCAAUACACAAAAAGAAAACGGGACAACACGUUGCUGCACCAAACACGAGCAGGACAAACAACACCACGAACAACAACAACAACAAGAUCAAAAUCACCAAUGUGUCAGAGCCAGCUCCUGUAGUAAUAUCAUCAGUGGCCAGUGCAACGACAGCAAUCCGGCCAAACUUGCCAGAAGAAGAGCUCAAAGUUGACAUGGUGGUCCUGGCCAGGAAGCGAACCAUGAGAUGGCAACGUGGGAAAAUACUGGAUCUAGUAACAAGAGCAGAUGGACGGAUGAAGUACAAAGUAGGUUUUGAUGAAAAGGGCAAGAGCCUGGUGUCUGGCCACCACAUGGCCUUUGACACCACACCAAAGCUGGAUCAGCUGUAUGUUGGCGCUCGUGUGGUGGUCAAGUGUCAAGACAAAAUGUUCCGGUUCCGGCCUGGUAUUUUGGCAGAGCUCCCCAGCAGAAAGAACCGCUUACGGUUCUUGGUCUUUUUGGAUUGUCACUUGCCGUUCUAUGUUGGUUUACCUUCAAUUCACCUGGUGUGCAGACCACUGGAAAAUGUUUUAGAAGACAUCCCCUGUGGUCCUCACAAGUCUUUCGUGACCCGAUACCUGAAGGACUGGCCGUCCCCACUUUUAACCCAGUACAAGCAAGGACAGAGCCUUAAUGUUGAACUAAAUGGAGCCCAGCAGAGGUGUGAGGUGCAAUCGAUCGACGGCAGCUUGAUGCAGAUUCUUUUUCAGGAUAAUCAACAUACGGAGUGGAUCCAUCGAGGCUCAAUACGACUUGAAACCAUGGCUAGAUUUUUGCAAAUUGAAAGAGCACCAAAGUGAUUCAGACUAAAAGCCCACCGACAGAAAUAAUAAUAACUGUAAUAUAGAAAACAGUAUGAACAAUUUAAACCGAUUUAAAGAUAAAAGGCAACAUUAACCAAACCAUUUCGGCUCAAAAUAAGAGAAAAUUGUAAGGUGAGCCGACAUAAAUUAAUCAAAGAUGACAUUUGUUCAAAUGCUUUGUUUCUUUUUACUAAUGUAAUAUUUUGUAAUUAUUUGAAGAUAUAGCUACAUGGUGACUAGUUGUGCACCAUUAAAACCCAGUGACACUCGAGUCUACUGUUUUAACAGGUUGCAAUCUUGAUGAAGGCAGAUCCUACAAACGAACAACUUUGCAUGAUGCAGACAAGAAGUUGAGCUAUUUGAUUGUUUAGUUACAUUUUUAACACUGUGACCAGAUGACAUUGUAAAAAAAAUGCUUUUUAUCAAUUCAAUAUUUGUAGUUGUGUAUAUUUCAUAUAUGUUGACUAUUGCUGGAAAGCUUUACAUAAUAUUCUUCAAUUGUACAGUUUUAUUUGAAUACGCCAACAUCAACGUCAUCAAACCAGCAGAUCUACUCGCAGCACUUUGAUGAGUCGAGGAGCUUUUUCCACCAUCGUGCAGCCAAGCGAACAAAACAAUUUGACCUUUUACAGCGUCAAUCUUUUGAAAGUCUUUUAGGACCCAUUCUGCAAAUGUAAAGAACCUUGUUCAAGUUUAGAAUGUUGACAAUUCCACAUGCCUGGGUUGUUUGAUACUUUAAAGCUGACAUAAUAUAUACCAGGAACAUGUUGUGGUAAAAAAGGCUGCAUCAUGAGCUGUCGGUUUAUGGUGAAUCUUUCGUGACUGGACUUUUAAAUACAAAUGCCUUUUAAAAUCCUAAAGACGUACAGUGGUUAUUUCAAACACACCAUCAUCUGUAAUGAUUAAUGAUGUUGCUUUACCCAUACUUACGCAUUAUAUGACUAAAUAACAAAAAAGUUUGUAACAAAGAAUUAGACGAGGAAGAAUUGAUGCAUUGCUGUCUUGUUAUUUGCAGCAGAUGGACGGAUGAAGUACAAAGUAGGUUUUGCUGAAAAGAGCAAGAGCCUGGUGUCUGGCCACCACAUGGCCUUUGACACCACACCAAAGCUGGAUCAGCUGUAUGUUGGCGCUCGUGUGGUGGUCAAGUGUCAAGACAAAAUGUUCCGGUUCUGGCCUGGUAUUUUGGCAGAGCUCCCCAGCAGAAAGAACCGCUUACGGGGGAAGCCGCGAGUUCACAGAAUGGCGUUACAGCAUCUGACGAGGAAGUCACAACUUUACUAGACGCGAUGCUUACGACACACAAGGUAACAUUUUGGAAACUAAGAGUUCUUUUUGAGAAAAAGGCUGUCUAUUAGGUAGCGAGUGAAGCAUCCACCGGCAGACUGAUCAUGGAGGGGGACGAGCUGGAGAUGAGCACAGAGGAGCUCAGAACGUGGAUCAGAGGGAUGAUAAUGGAGAACCAGCUGAUGACCUCAGGUGUGCAGGAUAAAUGCAACCUGCUGCAGUCUCUGCUGGAAAGCAGGGAGAAACGGGCUGCCCACGUGGCCAGGCUCUGGCACUCUGUGGCAGAAUAUGAGGCGAUCGUGAAGAAACAAUACUCUUUGCUGGGGUGGGAAUACAGAGACACUGAUUCAGACGCUGAUGACAAUAGAACAGGGAAUACUGUUUCAGGCUCUCCAAAUGGCCCUGCUUCUCUGUUACCAAAGCUACAUAACAGUGAGAAGCUCCAUGGAGACGAGGGCAAAAAAAGUCUGAAGAGAGUACCAGUUGUGGUCCUGACCAGGCUUUCCACACAUACGAUCAGAGCUUUUUCUCCCCGGAUGCCUGAGGAUUGUGAUAUUGCAGAAGAAUUCUUACACGGUUCUGAUACGUCCUGGGAACGUGAAGGUCUUUCAAGUGAUUCAGAUUUCGUCCUCCCAAUUGAUAAGUCUAUGCUGAACGAAAGGAGAAAAAGAAGGAAGAGAAAAACAGCAUCAAUAGCAACAUCAACACCACCAAGAACCACUAAGGGAGUAAGCAAAGUGAACAUAACAGCUGCUCAGUGCCAAACCUCAGCCAAAGCUACCAAGACUGCUCCUGGAGUGCUACAAGGUGAGCUCAAGGUCAACAUGAGUGUCCUGGCCAGAAGGAAAGCCAUGUGCUGGCAACUGGGGAAAAUCCUUGAGAUAGUAACAAAAGAAGAUGGUAGGUUGAAAUACAAAGUACAUUUUGAGCCAAGGGGGAAGAGCCUCGUCUCUGCUCACCACAUCGCCCUUGACUACCCGCCACAGUUGGCUCAGCUGUUAGUCGGUAGUCGUGUGGUGGUCAAGUUUCCACCAGACCAGCACAGCUUCUGCCCAGGAGUCAUGGGAGAGCUCCCCGGCAAUAGAAACAACAUGAGGUUCCUGGUCUUUAUGGAUAAUGAGAUUCCGGCGUAUGUUGGCUUACCUUCACUUCGCCUGGUGUACCGACCAUUGAAGGAGCCUUUGGACGAUAUUCCAGAUGGAACUCACAAGAAUUUCCUCAAAGGGUAUAUUAAGGUCUGGCCUUACCCACCCAAGACCCAAUACAUGGUUGGACACAAAGUUAAUGCAGAACUGGAUGGAGUCCUGCAGAGGUGUGAGGUGCAGACAGUCGACUGCAGUGUGAUGCAGGUUCUUUUUUUGACAAAUCAAGAAAAGGUGUGGCUCUACAGAGGCUCCCCACGCUUGGAACACAUUAUUAACUUGAAAAAGCCCCCGGAAAUGGUUCAUUGGGACAAGAAUAAAUCUUCAAGUUGAUGAGUCAUGAAUGUCGAACACUGAUGGGACCGUGAAUGUGUCAAGUGAAGCGUAUGCUGCAUUCCCAGGUUUUUCGUGCAUUCAGUGAAAGUUGCUCAGAGUUUAUACUGAAAUAGGUUUUUGCGGCUUUUUAGGCUCAAAGUGCAUCUCUUACGCGAGUUGUCCUCUGGCCAAGCAUGGUUGAAAGAAUUGUCAUUACACCGUAAGUAUUUACGUGGAUGGUCUCCUGUUGGCCAGUAUUGUUUUAUUUCUUCCAGAGAGGCUAGUAUUAUUAAAUGGUAAUGGUCAAAUGUGAGCAAUCCCCAGAAUGCAUUGUUCUUUUAUAAUUGUGUUUGUGUUGCUGUUAUUGUGUUCUUAAAUAAAAUCAAAUUAUCUGAUUUCAACAA
Messenger RNA from Pungitius pungitius (ninespine stickleback), 4458 nucleotides. RefSeq names its product histone-lysine N-methyltransferase SETDB1-B-like. Gene Ontology annotation, biological process: heterochromatin organization; negative regulation of gene expression. Gene Ontology annotation, cellular component: nucleus. The record is from RefSeq and is a predicted model, not a curated record. The coding region runs from base 2702 to 4072 and encodes 456 amino acids. Lineage: Eukaryota; Metazoa; Chordata; Actinopteri; Perciformes; Gasterosteidae. Gene Ontology annotation, molecular function: histone H3K9 methyltransferase activity. The transcript is spliced from 17 exons.